Messenger RNA from Oryza brachyantha (malo sina), 1883 nucleotides. RefSeq names its product glycerol kinase. Lineage: Eukaryota; Viridiplantae; Streptophyta; Magnoliopsida; Poales; Poaceae. Gene Ontology annotation, biological process: glycerol-3-phosphate biosynthetic process; glycerol metabolic process; triglyceride metabolic process. The transcript is spliced from 4 exons. The coding region runs from base 266 to 1882 and encodes 538 amino acids. The record is from RefSeq and is a predicted model, not a curated record. Gene Ontology annotation, molecular function: glycerol kinase activity. Gene Ontology annotation, cellular component: mitochondrion.
ACUUCCACGCCGGCUUCGUUGGCAUCGUCGCCUCCCCCACCAAUCGGAUCGCCUCCUCGCCUAUAAAAUUUCUCAACUCCUAACUGCCCACUCCGAUUUGACGCCAUCUCCACUGAUCCACCUCCACCUCCUCCUCCCGGAUUUCCUCCCCCUCCCUCCCUCCCUCCUUCUCGGCGGCCAAUCCUGCUGCGUUGGACCGCCGUUGGUUGUCGCUGCGCUGUGCCCGCGGCCCGCCCCUGGAGCGCAGUGCCUUGCGGUGAGGAGGAUGGCUGGGAAGGGCGCGGCGGUGGCGGCGGAGGAGGAGGUGUAUGUAGCCUCGAUCGACCAGGGCACGACGAGCACGAGGUUUAUUAUCUAUGACCGCCACGCCAAGCCCGUUGCGUCGCAUCAGCUCGAGUUCAAGCAGCACUACCCGGAGGCGGGAUGGGUUGAGCAUGAUCCUAUGGAGAUUAUGGAGAGUGUGAAGACAUGCAUGGCAAAUGCGCUUGAUAAAGCCACAACUGAUGGUCAUAAUGUGGAUGCUGGACUGAAGGCCAUUGGUAUUACAAAUCAGAGGGAGACCACUGUUAUGUGGAGCAAAUCAACAGGCCUUCCUCUCUACAAUGCCAUCGUAUGGAUGGAUGCUCGCACAAGCCCCAUUUGCAGGAGAUUGGAAAGUGAGCUUUCUGGUGGUAGAACUCACUUUGUUGAGACAUGUGGAUUGCCAAUUAGUACCUAUUUCAGUGCUUUGAAGGUGUUAUGGCUGAUCGAAAAUGUGGAUGCCGUCAAGAAUGCAGUUCAAGCUGGUGAUGCCUUAUUUGGCACAAUCGACACCUGGUUAAUCUGGAACCUUACAGGAGGCGUUGGCGGUACAGAUCGUGAUGGAAAACAAGUAUUUGGGCAGCAUGUCACAGACUGCUCAAAUGCAUCUCGCACAAUGCUUAUGAACCUGAAGGCACUUGACUGGGACAAGCCAACACUCGAGACAUUAGGAAUUCCUGCUGAGAUAUUGCCGAAAAUUAUCAGUAACUCAGAGAGGAUUGGUGUGGUUGCCAAUGGGUUUCCAUUGGCAGGUGUCCCUAUUGCUGGGUGCCUAGGAGAUCAGCAUGCUGCAAUGCUCGGGCAGCUGUGUCAGAAAGGUGAAGCAAAAAGCACCUAUGGAACUGGUGCCUUCAUUCUUCUCAACACAGGGGAGGAGGUUACACUAUCUUCCCAUGGUCUUCUUAGCACUAUUGCUUACAAGCUUGGCCCAAAUGCGCCCACUAAUUAUGCUCUAGAAGGCUCCAUUGCAAUUGCUGGUGCAGCCGUUCAGUGGUUAAGGGACAGCCUUGGAAUCAUCAGCUCAGCAGCAGAAAUUGAAAAGUUGGCUGAAACUGUGCAGGAUUCAGGUGGAAUAUACUUUGUGCCAGCAUUUAACGGAUUGUUUGCGCCAUGGUGGAGGGAUGACGCAAGAGGUAUUUGCAUAGGAAUCACAAGGUUUACAAAUAAGGGGCACAUUGCUCGAGCAGUGCUCGAAAGUAUGUGCUUUCAGGUGAACGAUGUCCUAAGUUCUAUGCAUAAGGAUGCUGGUGAGGCAGGUGAAGUGAAGAGUGCAGAAGGGGAAUUUUUGUUGCGUGUUGAUGGUGGCGCUACUGUUAAUAACCUUCUCAUGCAGAUUCAGGCUAAUCUAUUGGGCAGUCCUGUCGUCAGACCAGCUGACAUUGAGACAACAGCACUUGGAGCUGCAUAUGCAGCUGGGUUAGCUGUUGGUAUAUGGACAAAGGAGCAAGUAUUUGCAGGUUUGCACAGGGAGAACACGACGGUAUUCCGCCCACAAUUGGAUGAAAUUCAUAGGAAGAAAAGAGCAGACUCCUGGUUCAAAGCGGUCUCUAGAUCAUUCGAUUUAGCUGAUCUUUCUCUGUAAA